GAUUCCAUUAGUAGGGUCCAAUUUUCUGUUGUGUUAUGUUAGCUGUUUUCACACGUUUGUGCUUUCUAUUUUAACCCCCAAAGAAGCUCCUUAAACUUCAUAAUCAAAUCCUUUUAGCAAGUCAUUUUGUAGGCAUGGAUAAUAAUGUUCUUGGUCUUCUAAAACUUCGUAUUAAAAGAGGUAUUAAUCUUGCAAUUCGUGAUUCUAAUUCCAGCGACCCUUAUGUUGUUGUCAAUAUUGGCCAUGAACAGGAACGAAAACAAAAGAACAAGGACAAAAAACGAAAGAAGUUGAAGACUCGUGUAGUGAAAAACAAUUGCAACCCUGAGUGGAAUGAAGAAUUAACCCUUUCAAUAAGGGAUGUAAGAGUUCCAAUAUGUCUGACAGUAUUUGACAAAGACACUUUCUUUGUAGACGACAAAAUGGGCGAUGCAGAGAUAGACUUGAAACCAUAUACUCAAUGUGUAAAAAUGAAGUUGGAUACUCUUCCAAAUGGUUGUGCAAUCAAGAGGGUUCAAGCAAAUAGGACUAACUGCCUUGCUGAAGAGAGCAGUUGCAUUUGGAAAAAUGGAAAAGUCCUUCAAGAAAUGAUUCUAAGAUUGAGAAAUGUUGAGAGUGGAGAAUUGGUUGUGGAAAUUGAGUGGGUGGAUGUUCCAGGUUGCAAAGGUCUAUUAGGGGCACAAAUGUAAAUUGUUGCCCUUUCAAUAUCCAAUGCAUGAAUCAAACGACUCUAUAAUAUUAUAUCAUAAAUUAUUAUAUUAAGUCUUAGACUUUAUAUAUCUUAGUUUGAUUUUUGUGCAAUGACAAAAUGCGGUGUAAUAUAUGUGGUUAUUAUGUAAUUUAUAUAAUGACACCUCUGUAAUUGAUCGUAUUCAAUAAGAUUGAAGUUAGUAAUU
Molecule: messenger RNA, 896 nt
Organism: Medicago truncatula (barrel medic)
Lineage: Eukaryota; Viridiplantae; Streptophyta; Magnoliopsida; Fabales; Fabaceae
Product: protein C2-DOMAIN ABA-RELATED 9
Exons: 4
Coding region: 135-689 (184 amino acids)
Source: RefSeq, a predicted model, not a curated record